Stylonychia lemnae is the source of this 1332-nucleotide messenger RNA. The record is from the annotation of a GenBank genome assembly. NCBI's taxonomy places the organism in Eukaryota, Ciliophora, Spirotrichea, Sporadotrichida, Oxytrichidae.
AUGGAAGAUAGCUAGCUACUUUUGUCUCAAGAUACUUAAAAACAUCAUCAAGACUCUGAGAUAACUUAGUAAGAUUUCAUUUUCAAUUGUAUUAGAGGAAAAAACGACAAUGACUAUAAAUCAAUCAAAAGCUCUAUGAAGAAGUCUAUCCUCAAUUCAAAGAUAGAGUCUGACAGAUACAUUGCGAAGCAUCAAUUUGGAGUUCUGGAAGAUUCAAUCGUCGAUCCGUUAAACGAAGAGCAAAAGAGAAACGGUGGUUGGUUAUGGUCGGGUAUCUGUAUGAUUUUGAGUUUCAUUCUGACAUUUGUUUGCAUGCAGAAACUUAUGCAAGCAAGAGCAAGACACAACGUAUCUUUCAGUGAACUUGGAUUUAGGGCAAUGGGAAAACCUGGUAGAUUUGCUGUUGAUCUUUUCCUGACUUUAUAAUAGUUUGGAUUUGUAUGCGGUUAGCUCUAUUUCAUUCUCAGCACUACUGAGACUGUAAUAAAAGAUGCAACUCCAAAUCACUAUGACUUUAGCAGAAUAUAUAUUGGGAUUAUUGCUUUCUUUGUGAUGACUCCAUUAAGUUAUGUUAGACAAGUUUAGAAAUUCGCCAUAUUUUACAUUUUUGCAGAUGUUUUGAUUUUGGUUACUGUCGUCACUAUCAUUGCCUAUUCCUCUCAAUCAGUGGUUGACCACGGAUGGGGUGAAGGAGACGAACUCCUCAACAAAGGAGCAUUUUUGAGUAUGAUUGGGUCAUCCAUCACUGCUUUUGAAGGAAUCGGUAUUGUGAUCCCAUUACUAGAUAUAACGGAAAAACCUGAACUUUACCCAAGAAUUUUAUUUGCUGUGCUUUGUACAGUGCUCUUCUUAUAUACUUUCUUUGCUGAAUUCAACUACUUUGCCUAUGGGGAUAAGAUCGUUGAUCCAUUGAUUACAGCCCUCUUACCUACAGGAAUAAUAGUGUAUCUUGUAAAAAAUUUCUUUACUUUAAACAUGGUAAUCACCUUCCCACUACAAGUGUAUCCAGCCAAUAUUAUCAUCGAAAGCUACAUAUUUAAAAACAUGAAGCCAUCUAAGAAAGAAUACAUUUUGAAAAAUUUAAGUAGAACUGUGCUAUCAGCACUUGCAGUCAUAGUAACAAUCUCACUAGGAGAUGGAACUGAUAAGUUUUUGUCGCUUGUUGGCUCACUCGCAUGCUGCCCAGUUUCAUUUGCUAUUCCUGCUUUAUUGCAUUACCAUUUAUGCAAUCCUACAAAGAAUGAGAAGAUAGUUGAUAUUUUGCUUUGUGUAAUCGCAGGAUUAAUAUUAGUAUUCUGUACCGGAUUCACUAUUUGGACAUGGAAUGAGUGA